GCCCCGCGCGGGCAGGCGGGCGGCCGUGGGGGAAGAUGGCGGCGGGUGUGGGGCGCGCCUGAGGUGCCGGGUGCGGCGGGGAUGGAGCCUCCCGCGGCGCCGGGCCCCGAGCGGCUCUUCGACUCGCACCGGUUUCCGAGCGAUGGGUUCCUGCUCCUGGCCCUCCUGCUCUACGCGCCCGUGGGGCUGUGCCUGCUCGUCCUGCGCCUCUUCAUCGGCGUGCACGUCUUCCUGGUCAGCUGCGCCCUGCCUGACAGCGUGCUGCGGCGGUUCAUCGUGCGGGUGAUGUGCUCGGUGCUGGGGCUGUGCGUGCAGCAGAGCGACCCCCGGCUGCGCGACACCGGCGUCAGGGUGUAUAUCGCCAACCACGUCACGCAGUUCGACCACAACGUCAUCAACCUCCUCACCUCCUGCAACACGCCUGCCCUGAACAGUGCCCCUGGUUUCAUCUGCUGGUCACGGGGCUUCAUGGAGCUGGGAGUGAGCGGGAGCCGAGCGGAGCUGGUGGAUUCCCUGAAGGCGUAUUCGUCCCACAGAGAGAACCCCCCGCUGCUGCUCUUCCCGGAGGAGGCAGCCACCAACGGCCGGGCCGGGUUGCUCCGCUUCAGCUCCUGGCCGUUCUCCGUGUCGGACGUGGUGCAGCCCGUCGCCCUGCAAGUGCUGAGGCCUUUGGUCACCGUGAGUGUGGCUGACUCCUCCUGGAUUGCAGAGCUGCUCUGGACCUUCUUUGUCCCCUUCACAGUAUAUCAAGUAAGGUGGCUGCCGACCGUCCCCAGGCGCACGGAGGAGCCGAGCGAGGACUUUGCGCUGCGGGUGCAGGAGCUCUUGGCCAUGGAGCUGGGUGUGGUAUCCACACGGCUCACGGCAGCAGACAGAACCGAGCACAUGAAGAGGCUGAGACACACAUCGCUGCUCCCCUUCGCCCCAGCCCCAAGCCAGGCGCUGGCAGCGCGGCACCGGGUGCCGUCCAGCCUGGCGGGAGCUCCCGAGGACGUGCGCGUCGCGGCGAUGGUGCGGCAGGUCAAGGAGGUGCUGCCUCACGUGCCUCUGGAGGUCAUCAGGAUAGACCUGGCCCAAACCAACUGUGUGGACACCACCAUUGCCAACUUGCUGGAGGGGAGAGUAUCCUUCUUCCCUGACAGUAAGGAGGCUGGUACUGACCUGCCCGCCCCAGCUACCUCCCAGGCUCCAGCUGCUUCUGGCAUCCAGGGCUCCGCAGCUGAGCCUUCUUCCAAGGCAGCUGCAAAGCAGUUUGCCAAGUCCCCUGUGGAGCGGCACCUGUCCCUGCAGGAGCGGAAGCGAGCGCUCUACGACUACGCCAGGAGGCGGUUCGCGGAGCGGAGCGGCGCGGCGCGGCUCGGCGGGCCUUGACCGGCCCUGCGCGGCUCGGCGCGCCCCCUGGCGGCGGCGGCAAUAAACGGCGGCAGCGUCUGGCGCGGCUCGGCUGUGCGCGCGCGGGGGGGCGGGGCCACUGGAGGGGGCGGGGUCACCGGGGAGGGGGCGGGGCCGGGCCGGCUCCGUGCGGGCCCGCACGCGCCGCGGCCGCCGCCCGCUCGCCCGCCGCACGUAGGCGCCGCUUAAAGGGGCAACGCGGCGGCCCCGGCGGGUCCCGGCACUGGCGAGCUGCGGCCGGAGGCCGCGGCUCCGGGGCGGUGCUGCCGCCGAACCCUACGGGAACCCGGCCUCUGCCGGCGUUCCCGCCCCGGUGCCGACCCCGCGGGCCCCCGCGCACGGAGCCGGUGCCCUUUUAAGAAACGAGCUGCCGGUGCCGGUGGUUUUAUUUACAUGGGGGCUCGGGGGCGUCACGUGACGGGCAGAGCGGCGGCGGCGGCCGAGCGCGGCGGGGCCAUGGCGUGCAGCGGCGACGACGGUCCGUGCGGCGGGGGGCGGGAGCCGGGGGUCCCGAGCGGGCAGCGGGGGCCGGGUCACUGGGGUCCCGGUGGGUGCCGAGCGGACACCAGAGGGAUGGGGGAGUGCGGGUCCCGGGGAUCCCGGUUGGGCCGGUGUGACCCGGGGGGUCUGGGUCACUGGGGAGCCCGAGAGUCCUGGGUGGGCUGGCACAGGGCGGGGGUUAGGUUAACAGGGGUCCCUGCGGGGCUGACGUGCCCCGAGGUCCGGGACAAUGGAGAGCCCGGGGCUCAAGGGCAGGCUGGUUCCAUGGGGGUCCCGGUGGGCUGAUGUGCACCGGGGAGGGUGGUGGGAGGUCAGUGGGGGUCCCGGGCUGAUGGGCAUUGCAGGGGUCCCGGGGGAGCGGGGCACGCCGCGGGGCAGCCCUGGGCAGACGCGCGUGCGCAUGACACCCCAGGUUGGAGAUAGUGCUUGGUGGUCCCUGGGCAGUGGUGCUGGAUGCACCGGGGGGGUCAGAGCAGGGUGCGGGUGGGCGCGGGGCCGGAGCCGGGCUGACAGCCCCUGCAGGCUCCUGGGUGGAGCUGCGCUGCGGCCCCGGGGGCCCCGAGCCCGAGCCCUCGCGGCUCUCCUCCUGCCACGCCGACGUGGAGCGGAUGCUGCUGGAGGCCCAGCUGGAGACCGAGAGCGGUGACAGUGCGCUGCUCCUGCUGGGCUCCCCAGCCUGGGAUGACGAUGGAGCUGGUCCGGCCAGCGAGCGGCCUGGAGACAGCAACCUGCGGCCUCCCUGCAGCCAGCCCCAGCCAGGCUGCCUGCACCCCCGGCAGCAGGAUGUGCCAGAGGAAGCCAAGCGGAGGGAGCGCCGCCUGCCAGCAUCCCUCAGCUGGGCCUGCGCCCGCCACCCUCGGCAUCUCUCUCCAAACCGGUGCUGUGGAGCCUGCAGGGAGGAGCAGUGGGGAGAAAGAAGAAACUGUUCAGUUCAGAGCUGCUGCUGCUCUUCAUCCCCUCGCUGCUGCUCAGCCACGUGCUGACGCUGGGGCUCGGGAUCUACAUUGGGAAGCGACUGGCAGCCUCCUCAGCCAACCCACUGUGAAGAGGUGGGAUUGGUGAGGCUCCGUGUGGGGGGAGCCCGGGCACCAGCACAGCCCGGCUGUGGCACGAGGUGCUCCCAGGCUUCCCGGCUGCGGCACGAGGCGCCGUCUCCCAUCGUCCCUUCUUUAGCCCCAGCCCAGGAGCUGAUCCCGCUCUCCCACGUAGACAGAAGUCCACUGAUGGCAGCUCCCGGGGCAGGCAGCCUCUGCCCUCCCCAUCCCUUGGUUACGGGUCCACGUUCCUGCUCUUUAACACAGACUGUAAAUAUGAGUCUUGAGCUGCAAUACCGCGUGUGAAUAAAGAGCCGUGAGUCAGCGGUGGCACCAGA
Messenger RNA from Strigops habroptila (Kakapo), 3265 nucleotides. It is a transcript of the gene AUP1, whose product is annotated as AUP1 lipid droplet regulating VLDL assembly factor. The record is from RefSeq and is a predicted model, not a curated record. Gene Ontology annotation, cellular component: membrane. Bases 82 to 1371 code for a protein of 429 amino acids. Gene Ontology annotation, molecular function: ubiquitin binding. Lineage: Eukaryota; Metazoa; Chordata; Aves; Psittaciformes; Psittacidae. The transcript is spliced from 16 exons.